ACGAGCCAGGCAGGCGGCUGUCAGUGUGCGGGGCGUGAGGCAGCCGCGCAGCAGAGCCCUCUCGGCCCGAGGAGGAGGAGGAGGAGGAGGAGGAGGGCGGCCAGUGACGACGGGGCCCGGCUUCCCAGCACCUCUGGCCCCCGCCAUGCGGGACUGACCGGGGCCUCCGGGGCGGCAGAGCAAGCAGCACCUGGGAUGGCCGGCCCUGGGGCCACGCUCUGGCUCUGCGUCUGGUGGGGCCUCUUGGCCAGGCCGGCCGGCAGCAUGAACUACCCGCCCAGGUUCAGCCUGUACACGGCGGCCGGCCUGCCCUUCGCCCAGCUCAGCACCGCGCAGGCUCCCCACGGUGGCGCCCGGGUGGCCAGCCGCCACAGGAACUGGUGUGCCUACGUGGUGUCGCGCAGCGUGAGCUGCGUGGUGGAGGACGGCGUGGACACCUACGUGAAGCCGGAUUACCAGCUGUGUGUCUGGGGGCAGCUCCAGUGCCCCCGCGUCACGUAUCGGAGCUUCCUGCGUCCCCGCUACAAAGUCGCCUACAAGACGGUGUCGGACUUGGAGUGGCGCUGCUGCCCGGGCUAUGCAGGGGACGACUGUGCCGAAGGGGGCGUGCCGCUCACCACCAGCCGGCCGCGGCCGCAGCCUGGCCGACCCAACCUGUCUGGCUUCAGCAACACCCUGAAUGGCCUUGGUGGAGAAGGGCAGAGGGACACGGAGAAGGUGCAGCAGCUGGAGGAGAAGGUGCAGAGCCUCAGCAAGCAGCUGCAGGAGCUCCAGUCCACCCUGCAGGCCAGCAACAGCAAGCUGGCGGAAGACGUGCGCCGGGCCGUGGAGGCCUCCCUCAACGGGAAGCCGCCGGCGGAUGCAGCUGCCCACCCGGAGAUGAAAGAGACCCUCAGCGAGAUCCAGCGCCACCUGCAGCGCCUCGACAACCGCAUCUCCAGCCACGAGAACGGCCAGGGGGGCCCCCGGGGCGGGGGCCCCGACGUCCGUGGGGAGGUCCUGCAGGAGGUGGAGCGGCGCUUGCAGCAGUCCUGCUCGUCCUGCCUGGCCGGCGUGGAGGGGCUGCGGCGGCAGCAGGCCGAGGACCACGAGCGGAUGCGGGCCCUGGAGAAGCUGCUGGCUUCCGUGGAGCAGCGCAACCGGGAGGCCGUGGACAGCAUCCGGCAGCACGUGAGCGGCCUGGCCGGGCGGCUGCCCAAGGACUGCUGCCCGCAGCUGGAGGGCCGGCUGAGCGGGCUGGAGCGCCGCCUGGAGGUCGUCUCGGGCUCGGUGGCGGUGCUGGAGGAGCAGGCAGGGGGGCGGCGGAUGCCCACGCCGCCUCCCCCCUGGAGCGUGGAAGGGCGCAUGGCGGAGAUGGAGAGCCGCGUCAACACCACCCGGCGCGGCCUGGAGGAGCACUUUGGGGACCUGCAGCUCAUGCUGGAGGGGGCCGAUGAGCGGCUCCGCCGGGCCGAGGGGCAGCUGGACUCCUUCUUCUCCCGCCUGAACGACUUCCAGAGCCACGCCAGCCGGGCCCUGGCCAACCUGUCCCGGGACGUGGGGGGCCUGAAGGACAGCAGCCUGCAGCAGCAGGGGGCCCUGGAGCGGAUGCGCGGGGCCGUGCACACCUGCACCCAGAUCUGCACCCCGCCCGGCAACCAGGACUCCCAGAUCAGCACCAUCCUGAGCGACCUGGAGCAGCGGCUGCUGGACAUGGAGGCGCAGCUCCGGCAGCUGGGCUCCUCCCCCCACCAGCUGGACGUCCCGGGCCAGCUGCGGAGCCUGCAGGGGCUGGUGGGCACCCACGGAGAGGCCCUGGGCAAGCUGGCGGGAGACCUGGGGGAGCUGGAGGGCCGCCUGCUGCUGCUGCUCUCCGGGAGUGCCGGCCCUCCGGAGCUGGCUGUGCAGGCCAACCACACCAGCCGGCGCCUGGAGCAGCUGGAGAAGGAGGUGAGGGGCCGGGACGGGCACGUCUGUGGCCAGGCCUGCUCCGAGCUGUGGGGGGAGCUGGGGCAGCUCAGGGAGCAGGUGCUGACCUGCCAGGCAGCCUGCCAGCCGGCCGGGCAGAGGCCGGAGCUGGGCAAGGAGCCCCCGGUGGACCCCUCCAAGGCUCUGGACGGCUUCAGCGUGAUCGGGGGCAGCUCCAGCGUCCACCUCAAGUCCCUGCAGGGCGAGCUCUCCGAGGUGAUCCUGGGCUUCAGCUCCCUCAACGAGACGCUGGCCGGGCUGCAGGCCACCGUGGAGAAGCACCAGACGGACCUCCACGAACUGGGCACCACCAAGGACCGCCUCAUCACGGAGAUCAACCGCGUGCAGCAGGAGGGGGCGGAGCACGCGAGCGAGAGCGAGGAGCGCUUCCAGCUGCUGGGCCGCGAGAUCCACCAGUUCGGCAGCGCCCUGCGCCUGGAGGCCUCAGACUGCCGACGGGCCUCGGGGGGCCUGGCCGAGCGGCUGGCCACGCUGGAGGGCACUUGCAAGCGGCUGGACAGCGUGGCCGGGAGCCUGCGCAAGAUCAAGGAGGGGCUGGACAGGCACGUCUCGGCCCUGUGGAGCUGCCUUCACGAGGUGAACGGGACCCUGCGCACCCACGGGGCCCUGCUGGACAAGAUCCACGGCAGCCAGCUGGCCACCAUCCACCGCCGCCUCAGCACCCUCAAUGGCUCCCUCCAGACCCUGCAGGGGCAGCUGCACGGCCUGACGCUGCAGGACUUGACAGGGCCUCCAGGACUCCCAGGACCAGAAGGCCCCAUGGGGAGGAUGGGGCCCCCAGGCCCAUUUGGGCUCCCUGGCAAAGAUGGAAAAACUGGCCCUGUGGGGCCCCCAGGGUUCCCUGGAGAACAAGGUCUCCCAGGCCCGGCCGGAAAGGGGCCCAAGGUGUCCUUCACAGCGGCCCUGACAUCCCGGCACGUGGAGGCAGGCACCAUCCCCUUCGACCGAGUGCUGGUGAACGACGGCCACUUCUAUGACCCUGAGACAGGGAUCUUCAGGGCGCCCAUUUCUGGCCGCUACCUGGUCAGCGCCAUCCUGACUGGGCACAGGGGCGAGAAGAUCGAGGCGGUCCUGUCUCGCUCGAACCAGGCCAUCGCCCGCAGCGACUCCGCCGGCUACCAGCCGGAGGGCCUGGAGAACAAGCCGGUGGCGGAGAGUCAGCCCAGCGCCGGCGCCCUGGCCGUCUUCACUCUCAUCGUCCCCAUGGAGGCCGAGGAGACCCUCUGCGUGGACCUGGUCUCUGGCCGGCUGGCGCGUUCCCCGGACGAGCCCCUGACCGUCUUCAGUGCUGCCCUGCUCUAUGGGGGGGAGGGGGGGGAGGCGGGAGGGGAGAGCUAAGGGGCUGGGUGUGAGGGGGAGCGCCAGGCCCCUUGCCCCUCCCGGACCCCCCCCCGCCCCUCCCUGCCCGCAACAGGGCCCAGACACACACCCCUGCCCCAGCACUGCCGGCCGAGAAGGGGGGAGCACCCAAGGCAGCAUCUGUGCCCCCAGCGGCGAGGGGGCCAGUGGGGUGAGUGGUGCUGCCCAGUCUGUCCAGCCGCCGCCCCCCCCCCCAGCUGGAAGCCAGACAUCUGGCUUGGCCCGGGGAGGGGGAGGGGAAGCCGAGCCCUUUCUGUUAUUUAUCUGUGUCUGUCACCCCCCCCCCGAGAACCCUGAGCCGCCCCCCCCAGCACCACCAGCAGCGGCGGCAGCAGCCGCCCCCUCACCCGCCACCUGCUCCCUGCCCCUCCCUUGCUUGACAGCCGCCCGGCCUGCUGCUGCCUCCUGUAGCCAGGCACGGAGCUGCCUCAAGGCCCGCCUGGGCCUGCAGGGAGGGGCCGAUCCCGGGACUUGCACCCCGUGCAGACAACGUUGCCACUUCUAAGGGACGAGGAGGAGGAGGAGGAGGAGGAGGCGGGGAGGGGAGGGGCCCUGUUGGCAGAGGCAGGCAGAGGAGGAGGAGGAAGAGGAGGGGGAGGAGGAGGCCGGCUGGGGCCCCCCAGGGCUCGGCUCCCGUGGCUCAGCCCUCCUGCUGAAGCUGUGCAAUGGCCAAACUCAGCUAUCGUUAUAAAGGUUGAAUAAAGUCACACAACUUCUUUUUUUA
Molecule: messenger RNA, 4051 nt
Organism: Hemicordylus capensis (graceful crag lizard)
Lineage: Eukaryota; Metazoa; Chordata; Lepidosauria; Squamata; Cordylidae
Gene: EMILIN1
Product: elastin microfibril interfacer 1
Exons: 8
Coding region: 196-3306 (1036 amino acids)
Molecular function (GO): protein binding
Source: RefSeq, a predicted model, not a curated record